This is a messenger RNA of Cladocopium goreaui, 1649 nucleotides long. Lineage: Eukaryota; Dinophyceae; Suessiales; Symbiodiniaceae. The record is from the annotation of a GenBank genome assembly.
GUGCGGGCGGUUCAGCCCGCACACGUCGUAAGCGCAACAAUCCACAGCAUGAGUCACCACAAAGCCUGGCUACUGCUUUGACAAAUGUGAUCCAGCAGUGGCAGCCUAGCAAUCAAAAUACGCCUGAAGACCACACUUGGGGGUGGCGGAAAAGAAGGAAACAAGCAAAUAAUUCAUGGCAAGGAUACCGGGCUGACAGCUCUCCUGACACCAGCCUUGCUCGCGAAUUGCUACAGCUUCUUCAGAAACUUUGCGCAAACCAAGCAAGUGACCAGGAAGUGAUCACAGCCACCAGCAGGCUGAUUGACACCAACCAAGGACACAGCCGUGACCUUGGGAAACCAGUUGCGGUCAGGGAAGUCAGAUACAGCAAGCCCCAGAGUGGAGCGAAAGCUUCAAAUCAUGGUGCCAAUCGCUGGGGAAAACAGACCAACCCCAACCGAGGCUGCAGCCAUCAAGAUAUCACUGGUUUUGUGCCCAGCGAAUGGAAUGCCCAACCAAAGUUCCUAUCCGUGCAUGAGAUCAUUUCUCAGAUAAAAGCAGGAAUAGCCUUGCAAGCCAACAUCACCGAAGUUUACACCAAAGAACAGUGUGCGAACCUGCGCACCCUUUGGCAUAGCUAUGGGUGCAAGGGCUCUUUGACCAUGCUGCUCACCAAGGAUGCCAAAGACAUCCUGGGGGCCACGGCUACCCGUGUUCGCAUAUCCAGGGCGCAUGGCACACCGAAAAUUGAAGAAAUAGCUCUCCUGCGCUUAGGAGAUACCAACAGUGGAUUGUGGAUCUUGCCCGCAGUCAAAGUUGAUGAGGGGAAAAUCAAAACAGUCCAAAGAAGCACUGUCAGAGUCAUUGCACCUUUGGAAUUCCGAAAGCACUUCUUGGAUUCAGGCCAAGACCUACCCAGAUUGGUGGCGGCUGCCAUGGCCCAGUGGAGUGAAAAAAUAAAAGCCUCUCACCUCAUGGGUGGCAAAUGGAAUCACACGCAGGUCCAUCAACAAGACUUGCUCACAGGCUGGCUGAUUUUGCCAACAGAACAGGCUAAGGAGCUUGUUGUCAAUAGCGGUCGCCAGGGUGUUUUUGCCCAGAUCCAAGAAAACAAUACUGGACCCAGGCCCAUCCGUUGGUUUCAACGACAGAACAACGAAAAUGCCGGCCAAGCGGCCAACUACCUCCUCCGAGGGGCUCCAAAGAUGUGGCAGACUGAAGAGAUCGAAGAUUUUCUCAAUCAACAGAAAUGGAAAGCCGUGCAACGCAUUUCCAAAGUGAGAUAUCGAAACGAAUGGCGUUUUCAUGCCCAGCCACCUUCAGCUAUGCAGGAAAAUUACCAUUACGAUUUGGCAGAAGGCUACAUGUCAUGCAUCCCAGCUCCUGUCAGACAACACCAGCCAACCUGGCAACAACCUGUCAGAAACACAUGGCGAGGAAAUGAGCUGGGGAAAAUUGGAAAUGAAGCCAACAAUCCUGGCGAUACCGGUGACGUCAUGGCAACUGCUCUGGAUCAGGACUCCAGUCAAGCUUCACAAAAAGAGGCUGGUAGGGAAAGAAGUCGGAGCCCAGUUCGCUCCAAGCAGCGGCAGGCUGUUGCAGAUGACCCAGAUUUGAUCCCAACAGACAUCGCGGAAUGUUUCAAAAAUGGCUGGGAAAGUCAAGAU